GCCCGAGUCGUAACAACGACCGGGUCGUUUUUCAUAAAAAUCCAUGACCAGUAAAUCGUAUCCGACGACCAAUGGGAUAGGAAUGGGAUGUGCGCACACCUUCGGCACUCGUUCUUCGAUGAUGAUGUAACGAUGCAAUGGGUGGAGAGCGUAGGAGCAGAAUGCGGGACGCGCGUAGCAAAGCGAAAUUCAUUUGCCACCGGAACCACGGGUCGUGAAUUUCCACUUUCGGGUCUCGGCUCUUCGAUUCCGUUUGCCCGUAUAAUUACGCACGAACAAGACAGUUUGGCAUCCAUCGCUGGGACAGUUGGAAGUUAUUCUUGCACGAACUUGAACUUCCGCAUCAUCAAGCUCGAGAUGUUUGUUAACUAUUUUCGGACGCUCAAAUUCACACCCUGAUAAUCAAGACGCAGAGAUUAAAUCCUAAAGCUGCGUGGUAAUGGUAAAGCGCAUGUAGAAUUUUCCGAGUGUGAAAACUGCAGUGAAUUAUAUGUGCCAAUCGUUGUGAUUUUCCCCUGUUAUGAUUGACUGAUAGACGUGAAAUGGCAUACCAAACAUGAUUAGAAAUUAGAAAUUUGGCCCAGGGGCGUAAAUAGUAAGUAGUUGAAACGCAUACAUUGGCCUAUUCGUUUCCAAUUGGAUGCAUAAUGCACCCGGAAAGAGCCACAAAAAUGGUUGUAAAAUUGCCGCACCAAUUAUACACGUACUGGGUGUAUACGCAGAAAAGCGCGGGAAACGGCAGUUGAGUCGUAAAUCGAUUCAACCCAAUUUUAGCGCAACCAAAGUCGACGGUUUUACGACACGUUUGGUCUACAUCUCAUCUCCGCGAGAGAGUUUCGAGCUUUCAGGCUGUAAUUGGCACUCCUCCUUAGUGUACGGUGAUAAUGGAUAUCAAAUUUCUGCGUUGUAUUUAUUCAUCUGUCGAAUCCAAUUUGUGGGAUCGUUAUACUGCUAUUUCCAUGAACGCUGUGUAAACUCGUGUUGUACGUAAUUACCUAUUUUCUGCUUAAGGCUGACGUAAUUAUUGUUUGGUAGAUACGACCGUUCGUAAACGAAAUGCCCUAUAGGUAUACAUGGUUUUUUCCCCAAAAACGUCAAACUUGGAAAAAAACUCUAAAACCACGUUAAAAGCAAACUGUCGCCUAAGAAAUCGUUUGCAAGUAUUUGGAAAAACGGACGUAGGUGUGUAAUAUCAAAUAUCAGAUUUUUCUGAAAACGUUACCAAAACCAAACAACUUGGACCUAAAUAUGACAAAAAUUUUUAAAGAAAAUAGCCUAUUUCUUCUACAAGAUCGUUAGUUGAACUUCAAAGUACGACUUUGUGCCCCCUAAAUUUAUUUUUUGGGAUAUUCUUAACCAAUUUUCAACUAAAUAGGUCAGUGUACAGUAAUAUUGUAUACCGGAUUCGAUACGAACUAUUAAACGGAUUUUGUUAACAUUAGAAUGACAAAACAAGUACCACAAACGAAUAGUGCAGUCACUGUGCGCGGUUCCAUCUCAGUAAAAAAGCAAAGAUUUUCCACCGAACCGUUUGUGUUUUUUUCAUUCUGAAAUGAAUAUCUCUUAGAAUAAAUCCAACCCAUCAAGUUUUUGCCAUCAUAUCUAUAGAUACGUGAGCUACGGGUUAUGGUUUUCACCUUGAAACAGUUUCUGGUUUUUAAAUAAAUUAUUUGGCUCUUAGCCAUGGCGCGAUCGUGCUUUAGAAAACAAUAAAUACAUGAAUAUUGCCAGAUGCGUCCACGCCUCGACUCCCGAGUAAUCAAAUAAUACGCGCGGUCUCCAGCCGAUGGAUCGUCUUAAGUUCUUACUCAUCAUAAUACUUACAGCGUCAUAUUGGUAGUUCUUUUAUAAAAGCCUGCGGAUUUAAGGCGAACUCAACCCUUGCAAAGUUCAAAUCUUGAGUACAUAUUCCGUUACAAACAACAAUCGAUGACAAAUUUUUCCAUUAUUUAAAUAUCAAAAGCAUCGAUUAUUAUAAGGCUUGAACUUUUUGUCAAACAUAACAUUUUUGACUCUUCAGUGUUUCUCACGUAGGCCUAUAUUUCAAAGUUGACGGCACAAAUCUUUAAUCCCCGGACAAAGUAGAAAACGUUGGGAAGGAACCAAGAGAUACUCAUCGUUAAAAGUCUUCAAACGCUGGGUUGUACUUGGUGCAAUGAAAGCUUUUACGCUGGUCAAUAGGUACCUUCAAUGUGCUUGCUUACACAUCAACCCAAGAUAAAGCCAAUGAUUUGACCCUAGAUAUUCUGUCGAACUUUGAUGAUAAUGGAUUGGUUAACGUAUAUCGUUGAAACACGUGCAGUUCCAAAAGGUCGAUCAUUGAUCGGCACUGGGUGUGUAGGAAGGAAACGGUGGGGGAUGACCGGAAACGUGGGCGCUGCAGAGAACGGAGGCUUCGGUACCGCGUCUUCGCCAGUUAAACCGCGGAAGCCGUUUAAGCCGGACAUCGUUUACCUCAUAGCAGAUCCUCCACUUCCAGAUUUCAGGCCUGCGACAUCUGCAAUCAAGUUGAAUACCGGUGACUUGUAUUAGGCAAUAGUUGGCACGGUACGAAUUCUAACGCGUGAACGUAUAUAUAAUCAAAGUUAAUUAUAGAAGCGACCAAGUUUCAAACGAGAGGUUCAGAAGCUCGGGGAAAUAGUGUCCUGCACGCGUAUAGUACUCCACUGGGCUUAUAACAUAAAGUGUGCGAAUCGGUGAGGCCUGCAAUGGCUUGAUAAAGUUGUUCUGAGAGGCGAUCGUAUUGACCAGUUCGACGUAUUGCAUAUUUCCGUAAGAGAGAAACGCGGCGAACGGAAAACCCGGCCCUCUACAGACCUUCCGAAAAUAACCUUCGAUUAGAACCGUUACGGUUCUGAAGACAUAAAAAAAAAACAGUUUAUUUCUGUCCUGCAUUCGCGACGUUACAUUUCAAAAGUUGAAAUGAUCAGGCUCACGUUCUUAGCUUGCCUGCUGACGAUCGUAGUCACAGAAUAUCCACCGUUGGAAGUGAAUUUCCAAUGGAAUGUCAUAAAGUACAGUGACCGGGUGACAGACAAUGAAGUUGUGAAAGACUCUCCUAACUCGUAUAUAGCGGCAAACAAUGUUAUAUCUGGUAUAAAGCUGUGGAAGGAUUACAUUUAUCUGACGAUACCCCGACGGAAGAGCGGAGUUCCAGUCACCCUUGCGAGGAUUCCAUUGUCUGCGACGAAGGCCAAGAACGUCACCAGUCCGGAUCUGGAAGCUUAUCCGAGUUGGGACAUGCAGUUGGCGGGCGAUUGCAACGCGUUCCAAUCAGUGCAGAGCAUGGAGAUCGACCCUCAGGGUAGAAUGUGGGUCCUGGACACUGGACGGACAGAGACGAUGGCCGAUUACCAGGCUACAAAGUGUCCGCCACGUCUGGUGAUAUUGGACCUGGAGAACGGAGGGGCGGUGUUGAGGAAUAUCGAAUUCCCUCAAGAGAUUGCUGCUCACAACUCUUCCAACUUGAACGACAUCGUUCUCGACCACCAGGAUGGCGGGUACGCCUAUAUAUCAGACAGUGGACCCGAACCCGCGAUCAUAGUUUACUCUCUAAAGGACAACAAGGCUCACAAGGUCACUCAUAAUUCCAUGAAGGCCGAGUCCGACGCGAUAACGUUUGUGGUGUCAGACACCACCGUCAAGGAGCCCAUCAACAUCGACGGCAUCGCUCUUUCGCCUCCUGAACCAAACAGGACGCUUUACUACUCGUCGGUCUCUUCGAUUCAUCUCUACGCCAUUCCGGUCAAGGUCUUGCAAAACAGCUCUGUACGAAAUGUCCAGAAGUACGUGGUUGACGUGGGUAGAAAAACUUCCCAGACCAGCGGCAUGGUUAUGUCAAACACCGGGGUUCUUUACUACGGUCUUUUGGCCGACGACGCCAUCGCAAUGUGGGACACCGUGGCUAAUCAAAUCUUCGCUAGUGGGCCGAGAAAAAUGUACAGGAAUCAUCAGCUCCUCCAGUGGCCCGAUACCUUCGCUUUUCAUGAAAAUGGUCGACUUUGGUGGGUCACCAACAGGUUUCAGAACUUUUUGAACAAUAAGGUUAACGGAAAUGAGAUUAACUACAGAAUCAUAUCCAGUAACGUUAUGCAGAAGAGUUAUCAGUACUUCCCCAACGGCACUGCGCCGGAACUUCCAAUAAUCACUGCCGCUGCUGGUCAAAUUCGAAUCGCUAUAUCCACUGCAUUUGCCAUUCUCCUCGUCUUCGUCGCUUGUUGAUUUAUCAUUUUUCGACGAUUGUGUGCUACGGAAAAACUCUGCUUUCAUUAUUCUUCCUGUACCGCUGUAAUACUUAUUAUUAUGUAUAUUAUAUAGUACUAAUUGGAUCCAUUUUGCAUAAUUUAUGUAGCCUAUGUUACUCGGGCAGAUCUAAGGAACAAUUUGGCGCAGGUUUCAUGUAAAUCAGUCCCCGCUGAUUCUCCAGUUUAUCGGUGACAAAUAGACAAACAGUAUGGAUAAGUCGGAACAUCAUCUUAUGAUAACAUUGAUGUUGAUGAUUCUCGUGCGGGAUUCAUUUAUUGACAGGGCUUUUACAACCAAAUGAUAUUUUAAUCAAAUCAAGUACAAGAUUUUGCAAAAUUCAAUUACAGUUGCGUGGGCUUUGUUUAUUUUGUAAAAUUGUCAUCUCACUUGUAAAUGUUGUCAAAAAACAACCCAACAACGAUACUUUCUUCUCACAGAAGCGACUAUCGUCCGCAUCACCUGACGAAAAUCACUCAAUGUUUCCCAACAAUGAUAUACAAAUAUCACAUGCUGAAAUUUAUUUACAUAAUAUGUACAUUUGACCUGACAUGUAUUAAAGUAUACCUAAUAUAUUAACCAAUAGUAUGGAUGAGUAUAUGCGCAAGUAUAAUUAGUAAACGUUAAAAAAUUUGGAUAAUUUAGUAUCAUAAGAAAUAUUGAUUUGACAGCUUUGACACAGUUAUUUUACUUUCUCCGAGGGAGAUUUAUAGGGCGCGUGGCAAAGAGAGUUCUGUUUUAAUUUUGUAGAAUUAAUUGCAGGUGAUGACAAAUUGAAAAAAUGUAAAAAUCUGGGUGUAACUAUCAUGAACCUAUAUUACAUGGGCUGUUAGGUAUAAGAAAUUGUACUCAAAUGUCUGUUUUCGGGUAUGAGUAAUCAUUUUCAUGCGUGGGUUCAGCAGCUGCAACUAUUCCGAUGUUUAAAAAACGUGCUUUUAUGUCAGAUUCCAUCAAUGUGCCGCGUUUGUGUGCAAUGAUCCGUUAUCCUACACCCACCACUAUACCACUAAAGUCUGAUCCUAACCAUUUAUGAUUUUGUUAAAAAAAUUUUCUACAAUUGUCCCAACUCUGAAACAGUAGCCUAAAUUUUUUCAGAUUUUUUAUUCAACUACAAGUGCAGAAACUAAAAAAGCCCAAGCAUUGUAAACGAAAAAGUUUAUCCUCUGAAAGAGAAAUGAUUUGAAAUUUAAAGAAAAAUUUAUUAGUUUCCAACCGAUUUGGACGGUUGCCCAGUAAAACGAUGACAUUGCCAAAAUUCACAAUAUCAAACACGUACUUAAUCAUGAUGGGAACAUUACUUUUAUUCCAUUUAACUACGUGACAGGAAAAAAGGGAAAAACAGAGCCGAACACAUACCCGCUAAUCACCUUAAUUGUAUCCUUUCAAGGCUCCAGCAGCCUUUGCCCGCGCAAAAUAUCGCAAAUAUACGUGAUGAGUGACAAGUAAAAACAUAUAUGCUUAUAGUUACGAGGAUUCAUACUUAGAAAACUCUUAAUGCUUUUAUCAAGUCGGACUAAUGAGGCAGAAAAAAGGCAACGUCAAUACGUAUAUAAAUAUAAAUGUGAAAAAAAGGAUAAACAUUAUGAUCUUUCAUGGCCAGCUACAAGGUUGUAUCUGGGGUUGCAUGUAUGUAUUAUAGUGUAUAUACGUACAUAGAAUAUAAUUAUGCGGUUUAUAUUUAACACGCGAAAAACAUCGUUCAAUUAGUUUUUACGGUCAUGCAACGAGUGACUUCAAUAUCAAUGUUAUCAUUGAAUCUGUAGGUCAAGGUUGGACUAUCGUGAAACAUCAAUGGUCACAUAUUUACCUCUCCACCAAUUCAUCCUUAUGCUCUAAUUUACAACGGGCAGGUCCGAACUUCAUUAAGUCUUCGCGCUUCGUGCAGAAGACUCGUGCGAAAUGCGAAAAGAAAAAGAAAAUAAAAAAAAAAACUUAAAAAAAAAAAAACAGAGCUAAAUUUACUUUGAUGGCCACACCCUGGACAAACUUGCCGAUUCGGGUCACGCCUCACGCAAAAAGGGCCGACAGAUCGGAAACCCGAUGACAUUGUAUGAAGCGCACCUUUUUUUUUACCCUCAAUUUAUUGUCCCGGAAAUUGUUGCAGAGUAUAUUUUUGUACCGUAUAAUCUAACCGAGUUUGAAAAGUUGCGUAUAAAUAAUUAGUCGGCUGGCGGGGCCCUGGGAAAUAGUUUAAUAGUUACUCUUAUAUUUCAAUUUCUAUUAUUCGCACUGCUCGUACGGGCGUAACAUAUUCCCAGGCGUGAGAGUGCUCUUGAACGAAUUGCAAAAUCUUCGCGCGCAGUUUUACAACUGCAAAUAAGCUAUGCGAUACACGUAUUACUUGACUCAUGACCGCGUAAAUGUGUGUGUGUACAUACGUAUACACUUGUGCGUAUUAUAAUAUAUAUAUAAAUUCCAGCCCUGGGUAAAUAUACCUAUACAUAUAAAGGCGUAAAGUGACAACGUUUUACUUAAGCAAAUGGACGGGCGAUUUAUCGGAAAUACUGCAGUAAAGAUUGUCGGACACGUGGAUAAUCAGAGCGUUUGAUACCUACCAAGAAAUAAUGGAAGCAACGGAAGCACCGAAUCAAUCAAUCAGGUAUGCAAUUUUAGUGAUGCGCACAUGCAGAGGGUAAUAAUAAUUAUCCAGAGUCGCUGAUGAUCCGUUGUAUCUGAAAAUCGAUAGUCGUUUUUGGACUCUUUCAAUGUAGAUAUCAUAAUUAUGCUGGUAACAAUUAACUUUGAUUAAUUUUUUUUCAACUUCAGUAUUGCUCAGUAUUCAGGUUCGAGAUUUAUCAUUUGAUAUACGGAGUUUCGUGUUUUAAUUAAAAUGUAUUAUUUCUCGUGGUUUGUCCUUGGUGAUUUCACUCGCUCCAGUCCUCGAAGCUCUGUAAGGUGUCUACGCGUAAUACGACACUGAUCUUCAUUGGCCAUAUUCAUUCCGUAAAUGUUUACGUAAAGGCGUAUGCAACGCACGAUGUUUAUCACUUGCAAUUAGCAUCAACGCUUUGAUCAUUGAGAUUGAAAUUAUUCUU
Molecule: messenger RNA, 7277 nt
Organism: Neodiprion fabricii
Lineage: Eukaryota; Metazoa; Arthropoda; Insecta; Hymenoptera; Diprionidae
Product: major royal jelly protein 1-like
Exons: 1
Coding region: 2923-4221 (432 amino acids)
Cellular component (GO): extracellular region
Source: RefSeq, a predicted model, not a curated record